ACGGAAUAUUCUGCCUACGCAUUCUAAGCCUCUUAGAUGUGCUUCAUAUCUGGCAUGAAGUUUUCGUUUGAAAAGGUCAAUUUAACAUCUUAAAGUAUUUUAUUUAGAAUUUCGUAAUAGAUGACCAAUAUUUUUCUAAAAUUUCUACUACUACAUUUUGAACUCUAAUAUGUACCCAUGUACAUAUUAACGUUUCUCGAUAGAAGUGUCACCUCUGUUAUUGUUUAUUUGUCACGAUAUUUCAGUACUGUUAAAUCGUUGUUACUCCCGCGAUAACGAUGUAUGCUUAUAAUACAUAUGAAAUUAUUAAAAUCGGCACACACCUCACAAGUUAUAAAGAUGAGUUAUAAGCCUAACAUAAAAAUUAUAUGGGUGUCAUAAUUCGGUAGUCAAUAACAUAUAAGUACAAAGCAAUUGUUUAAGAGAUUAGAGCUCGAGCUGAAACAUUCACUUCAUUCAUAUUCACCGAGCGAAAAUGAAGGCCUGUAUUUCAGCUUGGACAAAUAUUAUUUUGUAUCAUACAUCGUUAUGGCGGAAGCAACAAGGAUUUGAAAGAUUAUGAUAAAUAAAUAAUAACAGAAGUGGCACUCCUAUCGAGAAACGUUUAUAUGUACCUAUGAGUGCAAAAUGUAGCACUAGAAAAUUUAGAAAAAAAAUAGUCAUGUAUUACGAAAAUCAAAAUUAAAUUCGUUAAGAGCUGACAGAUUUCUCGCGCAACGUAUUAACUUCGCAAUACAGCGGGGAAACGCUGCCAGUAUCCUCGACACCAUGCCAAAGGGGCCAAAACUUUUUAGACGUAUUUUAAUUUUAUUUAAUAUUGACAAAUGAUUAAUUAUUACGAAAAUACUAAUUGGAAUCAUACUCUAUGUAGCGUGACAUCAUUUUUCCGUCAACGGCACGAAAUGUUUAGAAUGUGUAGGCAGAAUACUCCGUUUAUACAAUACAGACAUUCUGUUACAUGUGUUCUUUGACAGGCUUGUUUUUACUCCCGCGAUAACGAUGUAUUCUGGAUGUUAUAAUAUAUAAGUUCAGAAUAAGGAUUUGUUUUAAAUGUUCGCGAAGUCCACAGCUCACCUCACAAACCCCCUGGUUGUAGAUUAUUCUAUUUUAAAUGUUCCGCAUUUCGUUUAUUUUUAUACUACAGUAGGAGAUUUUUAUUCAAACAGAUUACACAGCAUUACAGUUAGAUACUAAGGCACUGUGGAAUGCAUACAAAAUUAUUACUAUCCUAAAACGUUAACAUAAAUUUGUGUUAUACAAUAACAAUAAACUUAAAUACUAACCGAAGACGCGUGAUCAUCCAUUGCCUCACAUAACCUCUUACAUUCGUCACAUAGUAUCUUCCAACUACUGGCAAAAACAUCACAGUCAGGUGCCGAUUUGAGCAGUGCGUUUAAGUAUUGUAAGACGCGAACUGAUGGUCAGUUCCUGUACGCCACAGUGCGCGCUUUAUGAACUGCCAGCAAGUCGCAUUUACGUGGCCUAAAAUUCGUAUUUGAUUCAAACAGAGGGGGCACUAGAAGGCGUAAAAGUUCGAGAUGAAAAUCUAACAUUGAGCCAUUGCACACAGCACUUUAAGAACCACCCUAUGCGUUAUUAUCAGAGUACACUUUUGAAAAGCCAUGAUAGUAUAUGAAAAUGGGUAGUGGUAGGUACUAGGUGGUACUGACAAACAAAUUCCGUUGCUAUAGAGCUUGUUUGCAGUAAAGGGAAUUUUAUUCAUGUGAAUCGUUGUAUUUUUUCUCUAAAAUUUUAUAAGAGAUAAUGCUAAUUAUUGUAUAAGGGUACUGUGCUAAUCUAAACUUUUCGUAAUUAUGUAUGUGUGAUCUAAACCGUGGUUGUGCUGUAUAGAAGAAAGAAAGGCUCUAAAAAAAUAUAUAACUGCGGUCAGGACCCUUAUCAACUUUUUAUACAGACAGGGGGUUAACUAUAGCACUAGAGAAGGUUUGAGUGUUAAAAACAGUAAAGAUAAAAAUAACCGGAAAAGUAAUUAAAACAGUAAUAAAAGAUAACAAUAAAAACUGCCAUAUUCGUGUCAUCCAAACCAUAAGCACUAGUGUAAACAGUCUCAAGGAAAACAGUGCACAUGCGAUCCUAAAUCCAUAGAUUUUAAAUCAAAACGUAUAAUAAAAACUUAUAAAAUCAACUUCACAAAAAAUAGUGGCAUGGUUUCUGAUCUUCUGCAGCAGUUAUACUCCACCAAAUGUCGGGUUUUCAUUGAAAAUGCACUAGUUUCUGUAAACAGUUCAAAUGGAGAACCUCCUUCUUUUGAAGUCAGUAGUAAUAAAUAAUCUAAAUAUUUUUUUCUUAUUGCAUUAAAUUCACUUUAAAAUGAUGUAAAAAAAUUAACAAUACCUACCGAGAAAGAUAUAUAUUACCUUUUAAAUAAUAACCAGUGUGUUAUUACGUUAGUCACGAUUCAUACUGGACACGAAGAACUUUAAAACACAGUGAUUAUUUUCAAUAUAAUAUUUAUCGCAAUGACGACAAACGAAGCGUUUACCGCAGAUGUGAAAAACGACAAUAAUAUAGAUAAGAAUACGGAUUGUGGAGUGUGGAGCGUGACUGGGAAGAAGAAAGACAAAGCUUAUACUUAUGAAGACGCUUUAACUUUGGCAGGGAAUGGCAGCUACACAUACGGGCUACUGGCGGUGCUGAGCCUCACGAUCCUCUCGAUGGCCUGCGACAUGUUCGGCUUCUCCGUGGUGGUGGCUGGGAGCCAGUGCGACCUUCAAGUCACGCCGAGCCAGAGGAACACUCUUAUGUCUAUGCCUUUUCUUGGUCCAAUAAUAAUGUCGUACCCAUGGGGCUACUUCAGCGACACCCAGGGCCGAAGGAAAUGCCUCCUCCUAGCGAUGAGUUUCAGCUUCGUAGCCACAGUAAUCAGCUCCCUGUCUCCGAAUUGGAUCAUGCUUGCUGUGCUCAAGUUCUUGAGCACGAGCUGUUGCAGUUGCGCGCAGUCGACAACAUAUGCGCUGUUAGGAGAAUCCAGCACACAGCGUGUGCGCAGGAGCUACAUGCUCGCUAUGACCAGUGUGCUUAUGCUCACACCCGCCUACUAUUUUUCGGUAGGCUAUUUCCUCCUUAACAUGGAGUACUCCAUCGACCUGGGCUUCAUCAGCUUCGUGCCCUGGCGUCUCCUGGUGCUGUCCUUGGCGCUGCCCAUGGGCAUCAGCUCGCUUGCGCUGCACUGCUUUUACGAAAGCCCCAAGUUCCUGGCUAACGCUGGUAGAGAAGACCAAGCGGUGGAACUACUCAAGAAGAUUUGGAAGAGGAACGGCGGAAAAGGUCAUUAUCCUGUAAAGAAGCUGAUCCUAAAUGAAGACUAUGCGCCAGCGCUUGGCCAGCCGCUACUGCGGUCUCUUUGGCGACAAACAACGCCGCUGUUCCGGCCUCCGCUGCUGUGGAGGACCUUACAGCUGUACUACAUUACUGCGGUGGUCUACAGUGUUAACAACAGCUUGGUGAUGUGGCAGCCGUUCAUAGCCAACGCGGUUCUGGCGGACGGCGGCAGCGCAGGCGGCGUUUGUGACAUAAUCCUCAGAACGCACAACACUGGUGGAGUUCAGCCAACCGCUUGCUCUUCAAAACUGGAAUACCUCACCACCAUAUUUGGCAUUGGACACUCCAUCUCGUUCGCUCUAAUGAACGCGCUAAUGUCCCGUCUCGCUCGCAUGAAGCUCAUGCUGAUUGCCAUACUGGCGGCGGCAGUCGCGUCUGGUACUGGGAUUAUCGUCGUGACCAACAAGCUGGCUAGCUUCGUCCUGUUUCUCGGGAUAAUGAUCACGGGGCUGGGGAUUGGAAUUGUGUUCUCGUACUUUGUUGAGCUGUAUCCGACGUCUUAUCGUGGGAUGGCGGCAUGUCUCGGGGUGAUCAUGGCGCGGGGAAGCGCCCUGGUCGCCAUCAACAUCCUCGGCUCUUACAUGAUGACGAGUUGUCAUCAAUGCUUCUACGCUUUCACCGCCUACAUCUUUAGUGGUCUUGUAGCUUCGUUCUUCCUGCCUGCCGAUAGCAAAAAGAAGACUUAGUUAUAUUUUACCAUAAAUAUAGGUUUUUAAAUUAUUAGCUUUUAGCUAAAAGCUACUUAUUUCUUAAGUAUGUUACAAUUAUUGCAAACAAUGAUUUAUAAAGACCCCCUUAGUUGCCGUGUAAAGUAGACAUUCAACAAUUUAGUAUAGUUUAACUAUAGGGUAGUAAAAUGGGCAAAAUGCCACGGACCCCCGAGAGAGGUCCCAAUUUGACUGAGGAAAUAAAACCAGACAAGGCAAAUUUGUAAAAUCGUUACUGAUUAGUAAUACUCGUUGAUCUACGGCCAUAUUUUUUUCCUUAGGAAUUCCUUGCGAUCCCCGAAUCCCCAACAAAAAACAUUUAGAUUGCAAUAUUUAUGACAACACACAUAUUUUAUUCAGAUCUUACAUUUUAAGUUUUAUAAGUUAGUAAUAUAAUUCUGUUAUUUGUUUUGUGUUACAUUAUAAGUAAAUACAAAAUAAUUCAUUUAAAAAUAAUUAAUAAUCAGUAAUUUUAAAAUGAUUUGUUCCUUAAAAUAUGAGAAUCAGCGGGAUUGCGUCUUACUUGCCUAGCCGAGAUUACAAUCACAACGACAAACGCCAAACAAAAAGAAAAAAAAAAUCGGAACGACAGAUCCUACCAAAAGUCACGUGACUUUUUUGAAGUGAAAAUUUCUUUAGCGGCGCUGUGCACUUUUUGUGAUGGGGAAAAAAUGUUAAACUCGCGUCAGGUCACAAACAAACAAGCAUACAGCCCGCCUGAUAGUAAGCAGUCACCGUAGCCUAUGGACGCCUGCAACUCCAGAGGUGUUACAUGCGCGUUGCCGACCCUUUUAAAAGCCUGUACCUUUGUUGAAGAACCCCAUACUGUAUACCCUCGGGAAAACCUCGGCAGGGAGCUCAUUCCACAGCCGGAGCGUCCGCGGUUGGAAAUUCCUCUUAAACCGCACAGUACGCGACCAUUUAGGCUCUAGGGUAUGAGGACGCCGAUGGCGAGCGGUGCGGUGAUAGAAAGUGGCCGUUGGCAUCAUGUCGAACACUUCUAUAUAUUUCCUAUUUUGUAUUUUUAGGGUUCCGUAGUCAACUAGGAACCCUUAUAGUUUCGCCAUGUCCGUCUGUCGGUCUGUCUGUCCGAGGCUUUGCUCCGUGGUCGUUAGUGCUAGAAAGCUGAAAUUUGGCGUGGAUAUAUAAAUCAAUAAAGCCGACAAAGUCGUACAAUAAAAUCUAAAAAUUUAAUUUUUUUUAGGGUACCUCCCCUACACGUAAAGUGGGGGUGUAAUUUUUUUUUCGCUUCAACCCUAGAGUGUGGGGUAUCGUUGGAAA
Molecule: messenger RNA, 5330 nt
Organism: Cydia pomonella (codling moth)
Lineage: Eukaryota; Metazoa; Arthropoda; Insecta; Lepidoptera; Tortricidae
Exons: 10
Coding region: 2481-4028 (515 amino acids)
Biological process (GO): transmembrane transport
Molecular function (GO): transmembrane transporter activity
Source: RefSeq, a predicted model, not a curated record